Molecule: messenger RNA, 984 nt
Organism: Hymenoscyphus albidus
Lineage: Eukaryota; Fungi; Ascomycota; Leotiomycetes; Helotiales; Helotiaceae
Source: the annotation of a GenBank genome assembly
AUGUUGCUUCGAAUAGCACGCGUUCGUUCUUCCUUCCUUAAAUCUUCAAUAUCUCCGGUGUUCCUGGUACUGUGCGCCGUUAUAUUUCUCUAUGUGAACUACACAACCUGGUCUUUACCGAACUCAAUACACCACAAUACCCCUCCUCCACUUAUACCCACAACGACCCCAGCAACCACUACUGGAAUCCCGCGAAUUUUGUGGUAUAAACAUGGCCCUCAAGGUCUGAGCGAUCAAGCGAAAGAGUAUCUCGCUUUCUGUCUCAAAAACAACCCAGGCUACGAAUCAAAAUUACUCACCGACGAGUCGGGCGAUGCCUAUGUUCAAGAAAACUUUGCUGCCCAUCGCCCAGAUAUUGUGGAAUUGUACCUCUCCCUAAAAAUCCCUAUCCUGAAAGCGGAUUUGCUGCGACAUCUGCUCCUUUUGCGUGAAGGUGGUAUCUGGAAUGAUUUGGACGUCUCAUGUGGAGAAACACCAAUCGACGACUGGAUCCCCGAGCGAUACAAAAAAGAGACCGACCUCGUCGUGGGGUGGGAGUUUGAUGUAGGAUGGGGCGACAAUUUCGUGCGAGAAUUCGAGACCUGGACCAUAAUGGCUAAACAGAAUUCGCCUCAUUUGUCCAUGGUAAUCAACGACACUGUGCAAGGCCUUCACGAUCUAAGCGUGGAGAAGAAUGUGACGAUUUCAGAAUUGACAAUUGAACUUCUCGGGGAUGGAGGCGUGGUGGAUAUGACAGGACCCAGGAGAAUGACUUGGAGUAUCAUGAAAAGCUUGAAGUCGACACUGCAGAACGGGUUUGAGGAAUCUGAUACAUAUAAUCUUACUGAACCGAUGUUGGUGAAUGACGUCCUGAUCAUGCCUGGGUUCUCUUUCGCGGCCUCAUCGAACCAUUACGCAGAGGAUGAUCCAGUAGGUCCAGCGUUGGUAACGCACCACUAUGCUGGCAGCUGGAAGAACGAACAUGGCGGGGAAACAAAACAAUGA